Molecule: messenger RNA, 4277 nt
Organism: Cololabis saira (Pacific saury)
Lineage: Eukaryota; Metazoa; Chordata; Actinopteri; Beloniformes; Belonidae
Product: zinc finger protein 646-like
Exons: 7
Coding region: 57-1442 (461 amino acids)
Biological process (GO): regulation of DNA-templated transcription
Molecular function (GO): DNA-binding transcription factor activity, RNA polymerase II-specific; RNA polymerase II cis-regulatory region sequence-specific DNA binding
Source: RefSeq, a predicted model, not a curated record
GUCCUGCAGGGGGCGCUCAGGUCCAGGUCGCGGCGCUGCGGCCGCCGCCAAAAAAAAUGCUAAUCGUCCCGAAGAAGAAGCAGCAGCAGCUAGCUGUUCGGACGGAGCUGACAAAGAGGCCCAGAUUCUGCCAGAGCCAGGUCCACCCUUCGGAACCGACCAUGUACGCCAGGACCACCGCGGGGAGCGCGCACGGAGACUUCCAGGACCGGAACGGAGUCAACUACGUCUCUUCCACGGAGUCUUUCGGCCACUGCUCCCAGUUGUUCUGGAAGAAAGACCCGAGCGAGUCCGGACCCAGUUCAACCAUCAGCUGGUGUGAUCAGCUCCCCCCGUCCGCCGCAGCAGCCCUCACCAGCUCCAGCCUGUCCUCAGCGUCGCUCUCCAGCUCCAGUCUCUCCAUGGAGUCCCAAGCAGCAGCGCCGCCGCCGCCGCCAGCAACCACGGCGUCAGAUGAUACAGAAUCCGACGAGAGGCCGUACGUCUGCGAUUUGUGCAACUGCGCCUACAAACAUGCCAGCUCCCUGCUCAACCACAAGCUCACCCACAAGACCGGCGACUUCAGGUGCGACUUCUGCAGCAAGCCCUACACCAACUACAUGUCUCUGCGCAACCACAUGCGGAUCCACGGUCAGAAGCGCUACAUGUGCGACCUGUGUGGGAAGGCGUUCCGGCUGGCGCGGUAUCUCCGCAACCACCAGAGGAUCCACGACGACGGGCCCAACCGCUUCGACUGUCCCUCCUGCUGCAAGAGCUACCGGACCAUGCUGGAGCUGGCGCAGCACCGCUGCACGGCCGCCGUCUCCAACCAGAACCGGUUCAACUGCCCGUCCUGCUUUAAGAGCUACCGAACCAUGCUGGACCUGGCCCAGCACCGCUGCAGCGCCGCGGCCAAAAACCAGAGCACCGGCGGCCGUCGUUCCAACUUCUCCAACACUCCGCGCCGCCAGCAGCAGCAGCAGCAGCAGCAGAACAACGCCAGCUCCAUGAUGCAGCACGGAGGCCACGGCCAGCAGGAGGCGCUGCCGUCCCACUGCGUCUCCCCCAUGACCCAGGGGGGCGGUGUGAGCAGUCAGCCGGUCCCAGACCCCCACCAGGGCCGCCCCAGCUCCGUGUCCUCCCAGAGCAGCCAGCAGAGCAUGAGGAGCUCGUCCUCAAACAAACACGUGUCCUCCUCCAGCGCCACGCCCUCCUCCUCAUACUCCCUGCUCCAGCCCCUGGUGCCUGAGGUAAAGGAGAUGAGCUCGGGAUACACUAGACUGAGCGCCAACCCCAUGCCGAAGCACCAGGACACCUUCUCUCUGGCGUCCCAGCGCCCCCUCACCAUCAACCCCAUCGGCCACUCCCUCCAUCCCAACGGAGCGCCGUCACUCAAGCCUUCGCCGGUGCCACGGACCAUCCAGGCCAUGCCGUGGGAGCAGCGCUCGCUCUACAACCAAUGAGACUCCCGGGAGCCCGGCCCCGGCCCCGUCCCCUCGCACCCACCCACCCCCCUCCCCCACCCCCCUGUGGACCGUUGUGUGUGGGAGAGGGGGAGGAACACCAUUGAGAACUAGUUGAGGUUGAGUUCUGCGUAGUUAGGUUUAAAACGAUGUGUUGCCUUGACCCUCAUGUAUGAUCUAUGCCAUGUACUGGAUAUAAGUUAAAUGUCUGUGCCCUGAACUGUCCUCCUGCUAAGAAUUUACCCCCCCCCUAACCCCUACCCCUCCUCUCCUGAGCUAGUUAUGAAGAUAUCUAUCCUUCCUAUUAUUAAUAGUGCCCCCCCCAGCCCUGUCAUUAUGUUAAAAUGAGAAGAACAGCUAUUUUUAAUCUAAAGUGUGUUCCCAAUCCAGAACAAGCGCCGAGUCGUCGGGGCAACGUGACCAGAUUCUUCCUCCUGUCCUGUUUUUGUAUUUUAUUUUUCUGAAAAAGAAAGAAGGGGAAAACAAACUUUUGUUUUGUUAUUUUUUUCCUUAAAUUGAACUGUUCCUCCCGAGCGAACGUUGUGGAGGAUCUGUGGACCGGGACGGUCUUCACGUGCAGCUGUAAACCCUCCUCCCCCCUGUUUUAGUUUACCGUAUCGUGCAAAGGUCUCCCAGGUGUGAAGGGAUGCUGCUGGAAACGCCGGGUCCUCGUCCUUCAGCUCCUAAAGCAAACACACAGGAAGUCCCUGGUUGCUGGGGGGAAACCCGGAGCCCCAACCCCUGGUCUGGGUCAGACCUGGAGCCCCAACCCCUGGUCUGGGUCAGACCCGGGCCCCCUCGGGUCCUCCGGUCUCCCUGAAGGCCCAGACUGUAACUCGAGGUUGAGGUCGGGGUUCUGCAGCAGGAUAUACGUCUGGGACCAAUCAGAGGCCUCCACUCUCCUGCCCAAUCCUCCAGGUCCGUUUAGCCGGCAGUUAGUUGGGGACACAUGUCCCCAUGGAGAGCUCUCCCGGCCACACGGGAGGAACCGGGUCCUGUUGGUUCCUGCUGGAACUGCUGGACGUCGUCAGCGUCUCGUUUCCUCGGCCGGCCGCUUCCGCCUACAGUUCUUCACAUUUCUGCUGCUUGACGCUCCGUCUCUGUGAACCCCGUUGCCGGGGGAGACUCCUCUCGUAAAGCCACUCAAUGUAGCAGCACCACGUCUGGCCACACGGGGGCAGCACAGCAGCAGGAUGACUUAAGUCCCGGCGGGUGUUUCAGCUCCACUGUGACCAGAAAUCAGACAUCUGCAGCUUCCAGCUCUGGAAGAUCCUCAACUCACCCGUUUUCUAGUUUAGGCCAAAGGAAAUGUUAAAUGUUUGUACUGCUGCCUCCAGGUAUCCACAGAGGGUGGAUAGUGUAGUUUAUUACAUUUCCUAUAUCUCAGUUUUAGAUUAAACUGUCAACUUCAUGAUCAACAAGGAUGUCGACAUUGAAUCAAAGCAAGAUUUGAACUCUUAAAUUUGCUACCUCGUUACCACUUCCUCUAGUUUUAAGUAGGAACUACUAGAUCUAAAAUGACCACACUUCCAGCUCAACUGUUUUAGCAACCGCAUCUAUUUUUAGAUUUUCUACACUUCCCUCCACGACGCAAAUUAAAUUUAAUCAAAUUAAAUCCCUCUGAAUGAUCCUCAAUGCUCCGAUUAAAGGCUUUCCUUUAUCACCUAAAUGUCUCUAAACAUCUUGGGACGAGGUUUUCAGUCGUUCACCAUCAUGUAACUAAACAACGCUGAGACGUCUGAGCCGGCAACCGUAACUAAGGGGCGGAGCCACUUUAGGACCAAUGACACUCUUCCCCUUGUUCAUUAGUGUUUGUCUGUAAUUCUGCCACCAACCAGUAGGUGGCGCUGCAGGGGCUUAAGUGAGGUUAGGUUUAUCCACUUCCUUCCUGUACCGUAGUCAUGGCAACAGCAGAUAAAGCACACCCGAUGGGACCUGGAGCUGAUAGAUGUUGAGAAACGGCAACCUUCACCAGCAUUACAGCAACCUGUCGUUCUUAGUACAGAAGAAGAAGAUGACGACGAUGACGUCCUGGUCGUUGUUGGCCUGACGCUUUACUGGGCCGGUUCUGACCCAGCCCUCUCUGCUUCAACGUCACCUCUAGUGGGAGGAAGUGGUACUGCAGGAAAUGCAGUGGAGCCUCCGUGUGGUCAGACGUGGUAUUACUGCAGACCAGCAGCUGAUCAGCCGCUCAAACCAAAUCAUGGUUGAAACUCCUCUUAGUUCAUGUGGCAGUUUCUGAGUUUAUACAAAUAUCAAAUUGGAUGUUUUUGAAGGGGUUCCUAGCUGACACAUUUCUUCACACCUGCCGGAGCCUUUUCUCGGUGCAUGUACACGUACAUGUUUGCCUGGGAGUUACGCGGAGGAGAGAAAUGGUCAAAGUCUCCAAAAUGACUGUUACAAAGUUCCCUCUUAACUCUUAAAGCACUUCAGGACGAGUGCUGUGAAACGACUCCCACCCCCCCCCUCAAGCGUCUGCUGUUACCAUGUUACAUCACUGACCCCACCGUCUCCACCAGCCCGGCGUAGGAGCAGCUCGGCCCCCGCCGGGCCCCCGCCGGGCCCCCGCCGGGCCCUGAGGGGCCGGAUCAGCCUCCCAGUGUUUGAAGGAGGGUCAGUUUGAUGAAUAACGUUGACUUCCUGGAUCCAGUAUGUAGUUAGAUUAUCUUGCUAACAUGGUGUUCAUUGAAAUACCCACAAUUCUACUGUCUUUUCUCUUUUAAAAGUUGUUUCUAUUUUUAUUCAUGUUUUCAUUGUUUCUUUCUUUCUCCUUGUAAAGUGUCUUUUGAGUAUUUAGAGAAGUGCUAUACAAAUAAAAAUGUUUUAUUAUCACCA